AUGGUAGCAACAUUUGAAGAUGUAACUAUUACUUUUACUUUGGAGGAGUGCAAAUUCCUGGAUUCUUCUCCAAAAUAUCUCUACUGGGAGGUCAUGUGAGAAAACUACACGAAUGUCGUAAACCUGAAUGAUUGCUACAAACCACAAGAAGAAAUACUGAAAUAUUUAGAAUAUCCAACUUUUCUUUGCUGGCAAGUCUGGAGGAAUGCUGGCAUUUAGAUAUGUGAGAAUCAGAACUAUAAGGAAACCAUUCAACAGGGAGAUGCCAAAUAACCUUCCCAGUGUCAAGAGUUGUUCAUUUUUUCCACACAAGCACCAGGCUAUGGAAACUAUAAACUGACUUUUGAAGGCAAUAAUUCCUGAAACUUACAAUGCAAAAAGUAUAUACCUCGGCAGUCCUUAAAAACAAAAAAUAAUCAAGAUUAUUUUAGAGAAGUUUGUAUGAGUGAUUACUAUGGUUUUCAAGGGGACUGAUACCAUCUUGGUAUAUGUAUUUUUUGCAUGGAAACAAAUGAGAAGCUUGUUGCUCACAACUCUUCAAUUCCAGUGGAAGAAACACUUGCAGAGUACACUGGGGAAAUAUGGCAAAAUAAUCUACUGAAACGCUCUAUGCAAGAGAACUAUUGUGGAUGUAGUAAAUGUAAAAAAGUUUAGUUUUGGAACUCACGGUAUGUUCUUCACAAGAAAAAUCCUCUUGGAGAAAAGCUCUAUUAAAAUUUUUUCAGUACAUCCUGCUUCUCUGAGAGAUGAGAUUUAUUCAAACAUCCGAGAAUCCACACAGGGAGGAAGCAGCAUGGAUGUGUUGAAGUUGGCAGUACCUUUAGUCAGAGCUCAGGAGUUCACUUUAAUCGGAAAGUCUGUGCAGAGGAAACACCUUAUAUCUAUAAUACAUGCGGUAAGAGAGUUAGUCUCUCUUGUCUUCACAAUCAAAGAGUCCACAUAGAAAUGAAACCCAAGGACCUCAGUAGAAUAUCAUUACUUCACAUUCACAAGAGACACAUAAGUGAGAAGCCUUUUAAGUGUGACCAGUGCAGUAAGAAUUUUAGUCGUAGUUCAGUACUUCAUGUUCACCAGAGAGUCCACACAGGAGAAAAACCAUAUAUGUGUGAUGAGCAUGGUAAGGGCUUCAGUCAGAGCUCAAAUCUUCAAAUUCAUCAAUUAGCACACAGAGGUGAGGAGUCCUACAAAUGUGAUGACUGUGUUAAGUGCUUUACCCAGUGCUCCAAUCUCCAACUUCAUCAAGAGAGGCCUUAUAAAUGUCACAGCUGUGGAAAGGACAUUGGUCACAGCUCAGAACUUCGAAUUCACUAGAAGGUCCACACAGGGGAGAAACCCUACACUUGCCAUGAAUGUGGGCAGGGCUUCAGCAAGGGUUCAAAGCUUCACACUGAUCAGAGAGUGCACACUGGUGAGAAACCCUAUAAAUGUGGGGAGUGUGGAAAAGGAUUCAGUCAGCAUUCAUAUCUUCUCAUUCAUCAGAGAGUGCAUACUGCAGGAAAACCCCAUAAAUGUGAUGAUUGUGGAAAAGGUUUUAGUCACAGCUCUAAUCUUCACAUCCAUCAGAGAGUCCAUGCAGGAGAGAAGCCUUAUCGGUGUAUAAAGUGUGGCAAGGGUUUCAGUCACAGCUCAGCUGUUCAAAUUCACAGAGUCCACAGGGGAGAAACAAGUUACAAAUGCUAUGAAUAUUAUACAGGAUUUGACCAGAAUUCACAUCUUCACAAUAAUCAUGGCAGAGAAUCCUUAUAA
Fukomys damarensis (Damara mole-rat) is the source of this 1746-nucleotide messenger RNA. Its product is annotated as zinc finger protein 214. Gene Ontology annotation, biological process: regulation of DNA-templated transcription. Lineage: Eukaryota; Metazoa; Chordata; Mammalia; Rodentia; Bathyergidae. The record is from RefSeq and is a predicted model, not a curated record.